Molecule: messenger RNA, 291 nt
Organism: Gongylonema pulchrum
Lineage: Eukaryota; Metazoa; Nematoda; Chromadorea; Rhabditida; Gongylonematidae
Source: the annotation of a GenBank genome assembly
AUGGAAACUGGAACGGCCACUGAUGGAAGGCUCUGUGCAGCGGUUGAACAGAUUUAUGUGAAUUCAUCAUUGGUGCGAAAUUUGUACAUAUUCGAGCUAGCAGUGGCUUCCCUCGGCACAGUAGUCGCUGUUUUUAUGGCAGUGGUCAUUUACCGCGCUAAAAUACUCCACUUCAAUGCUCGUCUGCUGCUGAUCAUUUUCAGUUUCAAUUCUGCUGUUGCUGACAUCGGUGACUUUUUCUUUAAUCGAAUUGAGCUAUUCUACUGGAUCCAGAAAACGUAUUGCUUGUAG